CCAACCAAUCGGCUCGCCUAGGCCCUGGCUCCGGCCGUGAGGGCUGGUUUGGGGUUUUUCUUUCUUCCUUCUUUUCCCUGGAUUUUUUCUUUUUUCUUCUUUGAUGUGAUAUAAAACCUUGAGAUCCCUCCCACCACUGAGGCCUUGUUUGUACUCGUGCACUCAAGUCUUUUGAGAACAAACACUUUUGUACACUUUACGACAUGCUAUCCGCUACGACUAUCAGAGCUUCGGCGCCUGCUAUCCUAGCUACUAAACAUCUACCCCUUGCUUCGGGGAUUCGUGUUGCCUCCUGCGGACUUCUUCAUGGUGUUCAGACGAGGAAGUUUACGGGAUCUACGAAUUCCUUUUUUCUGGCGACGACUCCGAAGUCCAAACAGGAGAGGCCACUGAAGGCGUUUAGGGAACGCUCAUUUCCUCAUCCUGUUUACACGGAGGCGCAGAUGAAUGAUAUCAAAAUCGCCCAUCGCAAAGCAAAGACCUGGGGAGACUGGGUCGCUCUUGCUGCCGUUCGAGUAAUGCGUAAAUGCUUCGACUUAGCAACGGGCUACAAACAUGACUCAGAGAUAGCCUCGGGCAACAAAACGCCCUACGGAACUAAUGCCUUCCACAUGACGCCACAGAAAUGGUUGGCAAGGUUCAUAUUCCUCGAAUCCAUCGCCGGCGUGCCAGGAAUGGCAGCAGGCAUGAUCAGACACCUGAACUCCCUACGCCGUCUCAAGCGUGACAACGCCUGGAUCGAAACCCUCCUCGAAGAAGCGUACAAUGAGCGUCUCCACCUACUCACAUUCCUGCACUACCGCCAGCCGGGACUCUUCAUGCGGACCAUGAUCCUCGGCGCACAGGGCAUAUUCUUUAAUCUCUUUUUCAUUUCCUACCUCGUAUCCCCGCGCACCUGUCACCGCUUCGUCGGCUACAUCGAGGAGGAAGCCGUGAUCACGUACACCCGAGCCAUAGCGGACAUCGAGAACGGCCGCAUCCCGGAGUGGGAGAACCUACUCGCGCCGGAUAUCGCCAUCAAGUAUUUCGGCUUGGGGCCGGAUGCGAAUAUGUUGGAGCUGUUGAAGGUUAUUAGGGCGGAUGAGGCGAAGCAUCGCGAGGUCAACCACACGCUGGCGAAUUUGAGUCAGGACGAGGAUCCGAACCCGUAUGCCCUGAUUUAUGAGGAUGGUAAACCGCAUCCAACGAAGGGGCUAGAUUUCAUGAAGCCGGAGGGGUGGGAGAAGGGGGAUAUUGAUGGUGGGGUUGUGGAGGAGUACAUGAAGCCUGGAAAGGAGUGGAAGACUGGUGGGAAGCCGUCUGGCGGUGCUCCUACUGGUUCCGGUACUACUACCACUACCUCUCAAGUAGCGUAAUCCUGCACCCAUUUCUUUUGUACAGAUUCCCUUUGUCAAACCAGCGCAAAAGUCGUUCGUUUUUUAAUCUCCAUUCCACUGUAUUUUCUUAUCUCUAUACCGCAUUUCGUCCUUCUCCCCCCUUCAAAUUUAAAUACUAUAAUCUCAGUACAAUAAACUCAAAUUCCACCACCA
Messenger RNA from Tuber melanosporum (Perigord truffle), 1529 nucleotides. RefSeq lists its product as uncharacterized. NCBI's taxonomy places the organism in Eukaryota, Fungi, Ascomycota, Pezizomycetes, Pezizales, Tuberaceae. The coding region runs from base 204 to 1355 and encodes 383 amino acids. Gene Ontology annotation, biological process: alternative respiration. Gene Ontology annotation, molecular function: alternative oxidase activity. The record is from RefSeq and is a predicted model, not a curated record. Gene Ontology annotation, cellular component: mitochondrion. The transcript has 3 exons.